Eubalaena glacialis (North Atlantic right whale) is the source of this 4134-nucleotide messenger RNA. It is a transcript of the gene SALL2, whose product is annotated as spalt like transcription factor 2. Gene Ontology annotation, biological process: regulation of transcription by RNA polymerase II. Gene Ontology annotation, molecular function: DNA-binding transcription factor activity, RNA polymerase II-specific; RNA polymerase II cis-regulatory region sequence-specific DNA binding. The transcript has 3 exons. The record is from RefSeq and is a predicted model, not a curated record. Bases 154 to 3285 code for a protein of 1043 amino acids. Gene Ontology annotation, cellular component: nucleus. Lineage: Eukaryota; Metazoa; Chordata; Mammalia; Artiodactyla; Balaenidae.
CCGCCGCUCCCUGCCCCCGCCGCCGAUCACCAUCUCCGCAGUCUGGGCCGCUGGGUGCAGAAGCUGCCGCAGCCCCGGCGGCCACUGCCGCCUCCCCCAAUCCGGAUACCCAUUGUCUCCCACUCCACCUGGCCCUCCACCUCCCACACAACCAUGGCGCACGAAGCCGGGAGGAGCUCUCGUCUCGGGGGGCCCUGCGGGGAGCCGGCGGAGCUUGGAGGUGAUGCUAGCGAGGAGGACCACCCCCAAGUCUGUGCCAAGUGCUGCGCACAAUUCACUGACCCAGCUGAAUUCCUCGCCCACCAGAAUGCAUGUUCUCCUGACCCCCCUGUAAUGGUGAUAAUUGGGGGCCAGGAGAACCCCAACAACUCUUCGACCUCUUCUGAACCCCGGCCUGAGGGCCACAGCAGUCCCCAGGUCAUGGAGGCCGAGCAGAGCAACCCCUCGGAUUCCGGGUCCUCUGUACCCACGGAUCCCACCUGGGGCCCAGAGCGGAGGGGAGAGGAGUCUUCGGGGCACUUUCUCGUAGCUGCCACAGGUACAGCAGCUGGGGGAGGUGGGGGCCUGAUCUUGGCCAGCCCUAAGCUAGGAGCAACUCCAUUACCUCCAGAAUCCACUCCUGCACCCCCCCCUCCUCCACCUCCUCCUCCGCCCCCAGGUGUAGGCAGCGGCCACCUGAACAUCCCUCUGAUCUUGGAAGAGCUCCGGGUACUGCAGCAGCGGCAGAUCCAUCAGAUGCAGAUGACUGAGCAAAUCUGCCGGCAGGUGCUGCUGCUUGGCUCCUUAGGCCAGACAGUGGGCACCCCUUCCAGCCCCUCCGAGUUACCUGGGACAGGCGCCGCCUCCUCCACCAAGCCCUUGCUCCCCCUCUUCAGCCCCAUCAAGCCUGUCCAAACUGGCAAGACACUGGCGCCUUCCUCCACCUCCUCCUCCUCAGGGGCGGAAACACCCAAGCAGGCUUUCUUCCACCUUUAUCAUCCACUGGGGUCACAGCACCCUUUUGCUGCCGGAGGGGUCGGGCGAAGCCACAAACCCACCCCUGCCCCCUCCCCGGCCCUGUCAGGCAGCACAGAUCAGCUGAUUGCCUCGCCUCAUCUGGCAUUCCCAGGCACCACGGGACUACUGGCAGCACAGUGUCUUGGGGCAGCCCGGGGCCUCGAGGCUACUGCCUCCCCAGGGCUCCUGAAGCCAAAGAAUGGAGGUGGUGAGCUGGGCUAUGGGGAAUUGAUGGGUCCCUUGGAGAAGCCCGGUGGACGGCACAAGUGCCGCUUCUGUGCCAAAGUAUUUGGCAGUGACAGUGCCCUGCAGAUCCACCUGCGUUCCCACACAGGUGAGAGGCCCUAUAAGUGUAAUGUCUGUGGCAACCGCUUUACCACGCGUGGCAACCUCAAAGUGCAUUUCCACCGGCAUCGGGAGAAGUACCCGCACGUGCAGAUGAACCCUCACCCGGUACCAGAGCAUCUGGACUACGUCAUCACCAGCAGCGGCCUGCCCUAUGGUAUGUCCGUGCCGCCAGAGAAGGCCGAGGAGGAGGCGGCCGUGCCAGGUGGCGGUGUGGAACGCAAGCCUCUGGUGGCCUCCACCACGGCACUCAGUGCCACAGAGAGCCUGACGCUGCUCUCCACCGGGGCAGGCACAGCCACGGCUCCUGCGCUCCCUGCUUUCAAUAAGUUCGUGCUCAUGAAAGCGGUAGAGCCAAAGAGUAAAGCUGAUGAAAACACCCCACCCGGGAGCGAGGGCUCGGCCAUCGCCGGGGUGGCAGAAGGUGGCACAGCAACCCGCAUGCAGCUAAGUAAGCUGGUGACUUCGCUGCCCAGCUGGGCCCUGCUCACCAACCACUUUAAGUCCACUGGUAGCUUCCCCUUUCCUUAUGUGCUAGAGCCCUUGGGGGCUUCACCCUCUGAGACCUCCAAGCUGCAGCAACUGGUAGAGAAGAUUGACCGUCAGGGAGCCGUGGCAGUGGCCUCUACUGCUUCGGGAGCCUCCACAACCUCUGCCCCUGCAACUUCAUCCUCAGCCUCAUCGGGACCUAACCAGUGUGUCAUUUGUCUCCGGGUGCUGAGCUGUCCUCGAGCGCUGCGCCUGCAUUACGGCCAACAUGGAGGUGAGCGGCCCUUUAAGUGCAAAGUGUGUGGCAGAGCUUUCUCUACCCGGGGCAAUCUGCGUGCACAUUUCGUGGGCCACAAGGCUAGUCCAGCUGCCCGGGCUCAGAACUCCUGCCCCAUUUGCCAAAAGAAGUUCACCAAUGCUGUUACUCUGCAGCAGCAUGUUCGGAUGCACCUGGGGGGCCAGAUCCCCAACGGUGGUACCACGCUCCCUGAAGGGGGGGGAACUGCCCAGGAGAACGGCCCGGAGCAGUCUGCAGUCUCUGGGGCGGGGAGCUUCCCCCAGCAGCCAUCCCAGCAGCCAUCCCCAGAAGAGGAGCUGUCCGAAGAGGAAGAAGAGGACGACGAAGAAGAGGAAGACGUGACUGAUGAAGAUUCCCUGGCAGGGAGAGGCUCCGAGAGUGGAGGUGAGAAGGCGAUAUCAGUGCGUGGUGAUUCAGAAGAGGCCUCCGGGGCAGAGGAGGAAGUGGGAACUGUGGUGGCAGUGGCCGCAGCUGGGAAGGAGAUGGACAGUAAUGAGAAAACGAUUCAACAGCCUUCUCUGCCGCCGCCGCCUGACAGCCUGGAUCGAACGCAGCCAGUGGAGCAGGGCGGCAGUGAUGUUGCAGGAGGCACAGAAGAGGGGGGAAAACCGGAGAGGAGCGCCAGCCCAGUGUCAGCAUUGGUCCUAGAAGGGGAAGGCAGCAGCCCCACCUUGGUGGAGGAGCUGAGCCUGCAGGAAGCGAUGAGAAAGGAGCCCGGAGAGAGCAGUAGCAGAAAGGCCUGUGAGGUGUGUGGCCAGACCUUUCCCACCCAGGCAGCUCUGGAGGAGCAUCAGAAGACCCACCCCAAGGAGGGGCCGCUCUUCACUUGUGUUUUCUGCAGGCAGGGCUUUCUCGAACGGGCUACCCUCAAGAAGCAUAUGCUGCUGGCUCACCACCAGGCCCCGCACCACCAGUGCUGUUUGGCCCAGGAACUGUGGCUGAGAAGUUGCCUCCAGCAAUGGGAUCCAGAGACGCCAAGGAGAAGAGAUUCCCCCCUCCUCCUCUUUUGGCCUCUGGCAUCCAAGACAGUGCCUGAGAAAGCCCAUCAUAGAAGAGAAGUAGCAAACUGUACAUUUCUUCUCCUUCCCCUGCUCCAGAAGGUGCCAACAAUGAAGAUGCAACAAUAUCAGUACUGGUGGCUCAGCCCCAGGGUGUAGGGAGAAACGAAGGGCAUAGGACACUCUUCCCAGUAGUUAGGCACUAAUGUGCCUUCGUCACGUUAAGGCAGAGGUGUUGGCUGGUUAAUAUGCCAAGAUAUUUUGAGCUUCUCAUAUCUUUCAUCCUUGCCUCUGAGUUAGGAAACAAGUGGAUUUCUUGCUGAGAGGUCUCCCAUGGGAUGGAUAUUUUGGGGAAGGAAAUGUGAAGUUCAUAUCUUUAACAAGCAUUGUUGAUGAGGGUUAGCUGAAGGAAUAAUGGAGAGUUUAGGAGUGUUGCUAAAGCAUAGGGCUUGCUGAGAAGCAAAGUGAUUAAGAAAGGGGUGUGAUGUAAGGGAGGGGACCUCAAACUCUUAAUUGGAUGGGUCGACGGGUCUCAUGAAUGUUCUUUUGAACUCAUGGUGACUUUAGUGUGCAGCAAUGCACCAUGGAUCACGGGGGAUUUCCUAGCACUAGUGUGCUUCUAGUUUUAGAUAACUCCCUCCUCUAUUCCCUGGCCCCUUGUAUUUUCCUCAUCUUCCUCUUUCAAGGUCCACUUCCUUCCCAUUUUGCCUGUCCACGGACCGGGGCUUAUGUCUUUGCCGCUGUCUGGUUCUUAGAGUCCCAGACUUAGGGAGAUGAGCCCUAGGUGCUGUCCUCCCUGCCUCUCCGUUUUGUAAUGAGAUGUAGUAUUUACUCUUAACAUAGGAUCAUUUGGAACAGGAGUUCUGAGGAGGGAGUGAGGGUUCUGCUAUUGACUGACUUGAGUGAUGGCUCCUCCUCCAAAGGUGUAGGCACCAGUUUCCUAACAUAGUAAAAUGUGAAGAGCAGACAACAGAGAUGUUAGUGUCUUUCCCUUUUCAUUAAAUGUGU